ACGUCACUUAUUGCUGAUAGCGCUACAUAGCAAGAAUUAUAACAGCAUUUAUUAUUCAAGUGAAGCCCACCAUUUCGCACGUGUGUUUGUAUUUUGUGCUAAGCUUUGUGUUUCCUUUCUUGGAAAGGAUUAAUAAAGAUGACGAAAAUGAAGAAUUGUUAUAUUUGUUCAGAAAAGAACAUAAAUCCAGACCAUGAACAAACACUGAAACAUCAGAGAAACAAAAUUUUGCACGAGUACUCGUCCAACAAGAAGAAGUUUGUUAAAAAUCGUAACGGUAUUGUCAUAGAAUGCGAUGCAAGAUCUUCUUUUUCAGUACAUCAGAAAUAUUCUGAAGGUAGAAUAACAUUAUCGGCUAAACCUAACGAAAAAGUGGAGUUUAAUUUUACAUUAUUGAAUUACAAUAAGACUGAUGAAUUUCGUGUAGUAUUCAUACAAAUUCUGCAUUCGAAAACGAAUUUCCGAAUAAGUUAUCAUUUAGAUUUACAACAAUUAAAACCAAAUACAGAAAUAAAAAAAGCAGUAUCAGUAAAAUUCGAAACUGCACACAUCGGCCAAUAUGAAGUACCCGUAUUCUUCUCGUUACGUAACUUAAGGACAAAUGUAGUCAGCAUCAUAGUGCGAGAUGUGGCAGUUUAUGUGGAGAACACUCCAACUACCCACGAAAAAGAGAUAAGUCCUUAUACUAAGAAAGAAGUGGUAGCGAAGAAUUUAGUCAAAACUACCUUAAUAAGACACAGCGAUGAUAAGCAUCGAAUUCCGCCAGAAUAUAAAGCAAUAUUCACGAGUGGGUUAAAAGUAAGCGAGACAGCACCAGAGGAAGACAAAGCAAAGGCCAAAAGUGUGAGGGAUGUAUUUGACGUGGGUGUAACAAAAGAAAAUUACAGAAAAUAUUUUCAGUACUUGUUAUGGUACGAGGAAGCUGUUGUGAAAUCUAAUUAUAAGAAUUACAAUAUGUCAGACGUCACUAUGCUGCGAAGCGAAGAUGGUAAUAGAUACUAUCUUUCAGUUCCAGGCCAAAUAGUGAAGCGACCAUCAUUGUUAAUAGGUGAUCUAUUAUUUGUUAAACCUCAAAGUGGCGAUGACUUAAUGUUUGAAGCUGUGGUUACGAUGAUAAAGGAGAACAAUAUAGUGGAAAUAAGUGGUCUUCAUAAAGAUUUUCAGAAAUACUACAAUUUAAAUGCUCAGUUCGACAUUCGCUUUUUUUUAUCGCGUCUCACGCUGGAACGAAUGCAUCAGGCCAUUACGAAUAUUCAAAGAUUGGGACACGAAGGUCGUAUUUUUCCAGAGAAAAAUCUCAAAAUUCCUGUAGUUAGAAAUAUUACUCGGUUCUUCAACCCGCUGGUGAGAGACAAUAGAGAGCAGCGUACGGCAGUAGAGCACAUUGUGUCAGGUACAUCUGGUGCAGCCCCAUAUCUGGUACACGGACCCCCAGGUACCGGGAAAACUGUUACCAUCGUAGAAGCUAUACUUCAGUUGGUGUUGAAUAAUUUCGAGCAUCGUAUUCUAGUAUGCACAGAUGCUAACAGCACGGCUGAUUAUGUUGCGACCAUGUUGAUAAAAUAUGCGAACGAAUUCCCUGAGCUACAAGGAAAAUUUCUUCUUCGUGCGAACUCAAGAUUCAGAACGUGGGACAUACCAGAAGCACUCGAAUUAUAUUCCAAUGGUUUGAGUUACCAUGAGCAUAAACCUGUAUCGAUAUCCAAGUUCAGGUCCUACAGCAUUGUGGUGACAACACUAUCCCAUGCUGCUAAAUUUGUAAAACAACUUAAAAAGAAAGAACCUCACAUUACACAUCUCUUCAUCGAUGAAGCAGCGCAAGCAAGUGAGCCCGCGUGCCUUAUUCCAGCGAGUGGAUUACUUCGUACAAAUGGUUUAUUGGUAUUAGCCGGAGACCCUCUGCAGCUCGGUCCUGUUAUUAUAUCUCAUGACGCCAAGGAAAUUGGACUCGGUUUAUCGCUGAUGGAGCGACUUAAGAGCAAAUUCAGUAUAUACAGCAGUGAGAUAAAUGAUCCAAACUACAUGGUGAUGCUACGUAGUAAUUUCCGUUCCCAUCCAGAUAUAUUGAAAAUACCAAAUGAUCUGUUCUACAGUGGACAACUAAGGACUAUGGCGAAAUUGGAUUAUUUGAACGAGUUGGAUAUCUUAGGCGUGAAAAAACAGAGUCGUGCAAUAGUCUUCCAUAGCGUAAUUUCUAAGGAACAGCGUCUUGGCAAGUCGCCCAGUUUUUUCAACAUGAUGGAGUUAGAGAUAGUUCAAAAUUAUAUAUCGUUUCUGAUAAUUCGGCACAAAGUACCCCAAAAUGAUAUCGGAGUGAUCUCGCCGUAUACAAGACAGGUCCACAAAAUCAGAGACUGGCUUGAAGUUGAAGGCUAUAAUAACAUUGAAGUCGGAACUGUAGAGGCAUUUCAAGGCAAAGAAAAAAGAGUUAUAAUUUUAACAACGGUACGUUCGAAAUGUGACUUUACAAAAAGCGUUGGAAAAUUUAAAAUUGGAUUCCUUAGUGACCCAAAGAGAUUUAACGUAGCACUAACGCGAGCUAAAGCAAAGACUAUUAUUAUUGGUAAUCCCAUGAAUUUGCAGAGGAAUGCGAUGUGGAAUGCUUACAUAGCCACGUGUCGCGAAAUGGGCACAUUUCUAGGACACGAUGCGGAACCAAUAGAUGAGGAUACACAAAGAUCUAUUGUAGAUCAACUCAGUCCUUUAUUAAGUGAACUCGCAGUUUAAUUUUUAUACUUAAUACGUUAUUAUAGUUUACAAAUGUAACUUGUGACAAUAAUUUAAUCUAAGAGUAGUGUUGGUAUAAUCAAAUAGUGACUAAGAAUGACCAAUUUAUAUAAUUGUAGGUUGUAUUUCUAAAUACUACA
Molecule: messenger RNA, 2867 nt
Organism: Achroia grisella
Lineage: Eukaryota; Metazoa; Arthropoda; Insecta; Lepidoptera; Pyralidae
Product: putative helicase mov-10-B.1
Exons: 20
Coding region: 139-2727 (862 amino acids)
Molecular function (GO): helicase activity
Source: RefSeq, a predicted model, not a curated record